Messenger RNA from Paramuricea clavata, 714 nucleotides. The record is from the annotation of a GenBank genome assembly. NCBI's taxonomy places the organism in Eukaryota, Metazoa, Cnidaria, Anthozoa, Malacalcyonacea, Plexauridae.
AUGAAUUUAAAGUUAAUUUCAGGAGAAGUAUGUGAGAAAGAAUCUUUUGAUGGAAAUUUGGAGGGUGCACCCAAGGCUUGUGGUCUGGAAACUGUUGAAUCGGAUCCAGUGUUGAAAGAUUAUCAGGAUUGUUUCAGUUAUAAGCCUGGCAAGUUAACGUCAGAGGUUCACCAGGAGGUAGACCCUUCAGUUUCCCCAGUUAUCCAUCCCCCUAGAAAAAUCCCAGUAGCUUUAUUAGAUCCUGUUAAGGCAAAAUUGCACGAAAUGGAGGAAGAUGGGAUAAUAGUCCGAGAAGAGCGCCAUACACCAUGGGUAUCAUCCAUGGUGGUGGUAGAUAAACGGAAAGGAGAUACUCCCGAAUGUGGUAAGGUGGUGAAGGGGCUUCAACACCGACAACUGGUUUCGAAGAAAUACUAUGAUAGGAAUGGCCGAGAUCUACCGCCUUUGGAUGUUGGAGAUAAAGUUAGAAUUCGCCCAAACCGUGAUAAUAAAUGGCGCUCUGCAGAAGUUCUACCACGAUCAUAUGUGGUGCGGGAUGAAAGUGGUAGUGUGUACAGAAGGAAUAGAAAACAAAUUAUAUCAGUCCCUAAGGAUGGCGAUCAUAACCUUCAACCUGAAGCAAUGGCUGCACCAGAGUCGGGUCUAGAUCUAAUGCCAGAUCCAAUUCCUAUGGACCCUCCCGAACAGACAACCCGAAGGUCCCAGAGAGGUUGA